GUUGUAGACCUCGUAAGUCGAAGAUAUGCUUCCUACCGUCUUAUCGACAGUUCCGAAAUGUUUGUUAUUUUUCAUAGCAGUCAUACUAUCACAGUAUAAAAUUGAGUGUAAAUCGUCAUUAUUGGAUGUAACAGAUCCAGAAACUUGGAAGAAGUUGGCAGAUGAAAGAUUUAAUAAAUUUGAACAAUCAUUAACUUAUUUAUUACUUAAACGACCAAAAAAUAUCAUCUUAUUUAUUGGUGAUGGUAUGAGCUUGAACACUGUUACUGGAGCAAGAUAUUUGAAAGCGGAGAAGAUGGAUGUUUUAGGUGGUGAUGUACAGCUAGAAUGGGAAAACUGGCCUGUUGCAUCACUUGUCCGUACAUUCAACUCAGACAGACUGACAACAGAGUCAGGUUCUGCGGCAACUGCUUUUAUGUCAGGUGUGAAAGGGCCUUAUGAUACUGUUGGUAUCACGGGAACAGUGAAGUGCUGUGAAUGUACUGAGUUGAAAGAAGAGGAAAGAGCGAAAUCUUCUCUCAUGUAUGCCUCUAAAGCAGGAUUUUCCACUGGAAUAGUUACAACUACGAGGGUUACUCAUGCAACAACCGCAGCAGCAUAUGCCAAUAUGUUGCAUCGAGAUUGGGAGUCGGUAGGACCAUCAAGCAAGCGCGGAUUCCACUGCGUAGACGCUGCUGCACAACUAUUGACAAAUGCUUCUCACGUCAACGUCAUAAUGGGAGGAGGGGCAGCCGAAUUCUAUGGUCCGUCAGACAAUACCACUUUCAACAUGAAAGGUAAACGCUCUGAUUCACGCAACCUCCUACAAGAAUGGAAGGAUAUGCAGACCGAAAUGAAUCGCAAGCAUGUUCUCUUACAUACAAACGAUGAGUUUAAACGAACCGACUGGUCUUCGGUUGACUAUGUUUUGGGUUUGUUUGCUCCGAGUCAUUUGGCUUAUCAACUGGAAAACCAAGACCAACCAAGUUUAGCAGAAAUGACAGAAGCUGCUAUCAAAGUACUUUCUCGUAAUCCAAAAGGAUUUCUUUUGUUAGUGGAAGGAGGUAGGAUUGAUCAUGGGAAUCACGAAAAUCGAGCCCAAUAUGCAUUAACUGAAACUUUGGAGCUCGAAAAAGCUGUCGAGAAAGCAUUGUCACUUGUUGAUCAACAGGAAACACUACUGCUAGUAACAGCUGACCAUUCACAUGCAUAUGGAGUGGUCGGCUAUCCGACAAGGGACACAAGUGUGCUAGAUGUGGAUAAUACUGCAAAAGGAGAUGAUAAUAAAUCAUAUCUCAUAUCUUCUUAUUUCAAUGGACCAAGAGGUAUAUUGGAUGCACCUCGAUCGGAUCCGGCAACAGAAGAUAGAUUUGCAAGCAACUAUACCGCAGAAUCAUUAGUGAGACUCAGUUUUUCUACACACAGUGCUGAGGAUGUACCGAUUUAUGCUAAUGGACCUUACAGUGAACUAUUUCAUUCUUCAUUGGAUAACACAUUUAUUGCACAUGCAACCAUGUACUCGCUUUGUAUCGGACCAUACACGAAUCAGUCACAUUGUAACGAAGGAAACAAUGGAUCUCAACUCAGAGGACUUCAUCUGAAUAACUUUUAUUAUAUACUAUUUCUCAGUGUUAUUUUGUACACUUUCAUACAUUAGUGCAUAUUUUGUGGUAUUUUGUUCAAAUGAUUAAUUUCAUGUGUUUCAUGUAAGCAUAUUUGUUAUUUGUAAUAUUUAUCAGGUUAGAUUAGAUAAGAAUUCAUUAAAUGAUUUAUGGAUAUACAAACAUGUAUUUUGUGAAUGAGUUUGUCAUUCAUAUGCAGUUCAUAUUCUGUUUAUCUGUUUUUGAUAUUCAUAUUUAUAUAAGAAUCUGUCAAAGCGAAAAUCGAAAUUGUAAUCAUCACUUAAAUUACAGUGUCAGACCUUCAGAAUCAAUACAGACAUUCAUUGUAGUAUCGUUGAUAUACUAGAAUUUCGACUCCUUCCCACACGUUCUAAGACAGUUCGUUAAACAAUCACCAAACACCACUUUCAUGAAUUAAUUCGGGACUUGGAUAACGUCAAAACUAUCUGUAGUAAUGUAUUUGGUAAAGAUUAUUUUAUUAAUGGAGUGGUGAAUAACAUGUUGGCUCAUACUGGUUGACAAUCGAGAAAAAUGCAAAAUACUCUAUUUCUGGUUGCAAGUAUUAUGAGUAUUGCAUUGUAUUUCAACUAGACAGCUACCACGAGGCCUAAUUUAUGAGCAUAAUUGUUUCACAGUCAUACAUAAAAUAAGAUUGGAGUAUGGACUGACUUGAGCAACUUUGUAAAUUGUCAAUAAACUUCAAGGUUUAAUCUGACUCGUAUAGAAGAUACUUAUGCACAAAUCCAACAGGUACAGAUUAAGUGAAAUUAUACAAUAAUUUCAUUUCUUGGGUAAGUUCAUUCGGUGUUGUGAUCCUUCAAAAGCUUGGUUCAUUGUGAUGAUUGCUUCAGAUGGAAGUAGGUGUUUCAGAACUAGUUCACAAAAACAGUAUCUACCAAUUCGUUAUAGUCAGAAUGAAAGUGGUUCUUUUCAAAUGUUCUGUUUUCCCUAUGUGUCCUUGCAAUGAAUGUUGUACUAGUUCGAUCUUUAAACACAUGACUGGUUGACUUGGUCCUCAUUAGUUGAUUGAUUAAAUCCCUAACGUCCAAAGGACUUUUUAAAUCUGAAUUUUUGAUACUAUUCAUCUUCAUAGAUGUCAAUGUGCAAUGAAGAAAGUUGUUGUAUGCAGUAUUGUUCAACCGUUACCAUAUUAUGACAUCCGUAACACUUUAUGGAAAGUGAAAUCUCACUUUAAUCGACUUUGUUUAUGAACUAUUUCGCAGUUAAGUUUUCGGGACUAGAAUAUGUUCUUCAAUCCGUUCAUGAAAUACUAUUACUACCACUGUUUGUACAUUACACUGUGUUAAGUAUGUUUUACAUUGUUCCUGCUCGUUCCUUUCCUACUCUUUUGCAUGUUGGUUUAUACUACUUAUUUACAUUCAGUAGGCAGCUGUAUGCCAAACAAUUUUCACACUUAUGUUGUAACUUAAGUUGUACUGUAACAUUCUGGAAUGUUCACCUAUAUUUUUAACGUUUAUUUUACUUAUGAUUGUAUUUAUCAUUGUAAUCACUGUGAUUUAAUUACUGUAACGAUUACCCACAGUUUUGUGCAUUUGUUUGAAUGCAACAGUUUCCAUAUUGUUUGCUCUUGGUUCGAGUUUCGGUUGUUCAUAAACUGUUACCAAAUUUAGACACGGCUAUCGGCUGUCUUUGGACUAUCGUAUGUUGUAAUCUUUCUUUAUGUUACUCUUACAGGAAGCCUUUGCUAUUUUCAUUCUUGAACGACGCGUUUAAACGCCUAGACACCUCACAAGUUGAGGUUUGUAACUAAAUUUUGUGUAUUAUUUAAUAAAGAACCGCCUUUGUAGAC
Messenger RNA from Schistosoma bovis, 3411 nucleotides. Lineage: Eukaryota; Metazoa; Platyhelminthes; Trematoda; Strigeidida; Schistosomatidae. The record is from the annotation of a GenBank genome assembly.